Cuscuta epithymum is the source of this 1681-nucleotide messenger RNA. Lineage: Eukaryota; Viridiplantae; Streptophyta; Magnoliopsida; Solanales; Convolvulaceae. The record is from the annotation of a GenBank genome assembly.
AAAGGGAUCGGAGCAUGUGAAUUAACUUUCCUUUUCAAGUCUGAAUUAAUUUAGAAGUAUAGACAGUAUUAUAUAUAUAUAUUGCUUAAAAGGAAUUGAAGUCAGAUUAAUACCCUGAAACCUUUGCUGCACAAACCCCCAAAUCGAAACCUAAAAUCACACCCUAAGGUAAGCACUCUUAGUUCUGGUAAGAUUAAUGAUCAGAAUUAUCCGGCGCUAGACGAAGGGAGCAGUUUAUUUAGGGUUUUGAUUUGAGGAAAAACUGAUAGGCAAUGGAAAAGCUUUCAAAUCAUCAAAUUUCAACAGUCAUCCUGACCAAAGGGGCUCUUACAAACCCAGAAAUUCCCGAACAUGUCAUCAUCCAAAACAUCCUCCUCAAGCUUCCUGUAAAAUUCUUGCUGCAGUUGAAGAGCGUUUCCAAAGUUUGGUACAAUCUGAUCGGCAGUCCUGAUUUCAUCAGGCAAUACAACUCUUAUUCUCUUGCCAAGGCCAAUGGGGGGCGCUUAAUGUUAUUUUAUGACCCUCAUUACUAUCAUCUUUUCAUCAAGAACAUGGAAGGAGAUGUUCUUUGGAAAAUCUAUCUCCGGAGUAUGGACAAUGUUUUCUCAAACAUUUUCCGCGGCCUUAUAUGUUUCUACAACGCGACCGAGAACCAAGCGGUUGUGCUCAACCUCACCACACAUGAGACGAUAACUCUCCCUCGUCUUCGAUAUCAAAGAAGAUCCCUGCUGCGUUUGGGGUUUGAUCACAUUGCUAAAAAGUAUAAGGUUGUCUAUUUUGAUAGUGCACAAUGCAGGAUUCUCACAUUGGGAGCGGGAAUAAAAGGAAAGAACUCUUGGAGGACGGUCCCGAGUAAAGGACUACUGCCUUCAAUCCGAGGGAAUUGGAAUGUAGAUAAAGUUGAAUCAGACAGCCUGAUUCAUAUUGACGGAUGGUUGUAUUGGAUAGCGACAAAAACACACAAAAUUUGUUAUUUGGAUCUGAAUGAGGAAAGGUUUGGGACUAUUCCACUUCCACAGGAGGUUCAACAUCUCAAAUGGAGCGGUAGGAUUACAGAAUACAAAGGGAAGUUGGGAAUCGUACGGGUACCUAAAAAUGGGGAGCUAAGUUUGGAGUUAUGGAUAUAUGAUGGCGAGGGUGAGGGCCGUGAGGCUGCUGUUGUUUGGACAGUGGAGAGUUUAGAGCUGAAGAUAGGACGCGAUUUUGUAAUCACGAAUGCACUUUGUGGAAGUGAAAUCAUUUUGGAGAUCACACCUGACCUCAGCAAUUCAGUUAUUGAUUCGGGGAGUCGUAGGAGAUUCAUACCCCAACUCCUCCUCUGCAAUAAGACGGGAGAGUGUGAACAAAUUCCAACUGCUCUUGGUACAUUUGUUAGCAUCCCAGCCCUUUUAGGAGUUGUGGAUUUUAACUUUGCUUCUUUUGCAAAUUUGUUUUUCUGCGCAUAACUUAUUUUGAGGUUAUUACUACUUAACAAAGCUCUUUAGCACAUAAACUUUGCUUCCUUAAUAAAGAAAGAUCGAGUUCGAGUUGAAUUUAAGUCUAGUCAAAAAAAUUAUUACUUGGUUUGAGUCGAGUCCGAGUUCGGGACGGAUUUGGGUUGUAUUCAAGCUAUUCUAAACAAAAGUUGUACUUUUAACAAAAAGUUUGAUUUGUUAUAUGUUUAGACAUGCAUGUGCAAUCA